Lingula anatina is the source of this 3609-nucleotide messenger RNA. RefSeq names its product DNA repair and recombination protein RAD54B. Gene Ontology annotation, molecular function: ATP binding; DNA translocase activity. Gene Ontology annotation, cellular component: nucleus. NCBI's taxonomy places the organism in Eukaryota, Metazoa, Brachiopoda, Lingulata, Lingulida, Lingulidae. Gene Ontology annotation, biological process: reciprocal meiotic recombination; double-strand break repair via homologous recombination. The record is from RefSeq and is a predicted model, not a curated record.
UCUAUGCUGGAGAGUGUAGUUUCUAAGGGACUGAUAUAGAUCCUUACUUUUAAAUGAGAUCAUAGACUCGAGAGAACAAAUGAUAUUAACAUCAACUUCGAGAUUAUUAUAACGGGUCUACCGGGUUCUCACAAACAGAGGUGAACUUUGCACUCUUUAGCUUACAGAUGUGCAGUAAACUUAAUUUUUCUGUGAAAACAUUUCAAGAUGAAAAGAUCAGCUGCACCCAGUCAACAAGGGGCUGCCAAGAAGAGGUUCAAGCCACCAUUUCUGGCCACUCCAGGGACUGAAAAUACCUCAAGCAACAAUAAUGAUCAGAAUUUCACAAAACCACAAAAUCCCUCCCUCUCAGGUGUGUCAUCCAAAGCAAUAAACAAAGGUCAUGGUGUGGGGGUCGUCACUCUUCAUAAUCAUGCAAAUAUAAGGGAAGAGACAUCUGACAACACAGACAUGAGAUGUACCCCUCUACAAAGCCGUGCUUUGAGACUUGUUCAGCUGUCAACUUGGACUGGUGCAAAACCUGGGGUAGAUGAAGCCUCACAUACUAUAACUCCAGAAUCAGGGAAUGUAUCAGACUUAAAACAGGAUACAUCCUUUCCGAGUACAGCUCAGUUAUUGCCAGGUUCAAUAAAUGAAAAAGAUGUUGAAGAUCUUAGAUCUUUGAAGAAUUCUGUUUUUAAAUCUGUGCCACGUCAAGACAGACAAUAUAGUUCAUGUGGACCACAAGAAUCUUCAUCAAGUUCUCUUUCAAGACGGUCAGAUUCUACAUCCUCCCAAUCAACUGGUAGUUCCGGUAGAUUCCUCUCUCCUGCUUCAAAUGUCAGGUCAAAGGUAGAGGGAGCUGAACCACUAAAGCAAUAUUUCACUGUCAUGUGGGCCAAACUAACCAAGAAAAAGCACAAGACAUGGGAAGGAGAUGGGAUCCUGGUAAUCAGUGGGAGAAGUGCCACUUUGCAAGAUAUGGAAGGAAAAGAGAUCUGUUGUGCCAAGGGUUACAAAGCUGAAGAAGUGGAAAACCUACCAGAAGGAGCAACUCUUAAAGUUGGAAGCAAGGAAGUUGAGAUCACUGGCUCUUUGACUACAGAUGCUUAUACCAGUGGACGUUGCUUUAACGCUGUUCAGAAGAGGGAGCUGUCUAAACAAGAGAAACCCAAACUAACAGCGCCAGUUGCUCCCAAACCCUUUACCUGUCCUUUACCAGGCCAUGUUGAGUCAAAGUCUAAGUUGUCACAGUCUCAGACAGUUGUCACACCAAGAUUUGACCCCAUGGCUCCAGGUGCCCUGGUCAUGCUCAGACCAUUGUCCACUCAUCAAUGGCAGUUCAAUAAAAAUGGCACCCCUGUGGUAGAUGUUGUUGUGGACCCCCAUGUUGCCUGUCAUCUGAGACCACACCAAAGAGAAGGGGUUGCCUUCCUGUACCAGUGUGUUAUGGGGAUGAGAGAACAUGUGGGGCAAGGUGCAAUACUAGCAGAUGAGAUGGGACUUGGAAAGACACUGCAAUGCAUAGCUUUGAUAUGGACCCUGUUAAAGCAGGGACCAUAUGGUGGGAAGGCUGUUGUAAAGAGGGUGCUCGUCGUGACACCAGGCAGUCUGGUGAAGAACUGGUGCCAUGAGUUCCAUAAAUGGCUUGGUAAAGAGAGACUAGCAGUGUUUGCUGUAACCAAGGAGAAGAAAGUUAAGGACUUCCUCACUUCUUUCCACCCUGUCUUAGUGGUGUCCUAUGAGAUGUUGGUCAGGCACAUAGAACACAUCAGACAGGUCAAAUUUGAUCUUAUUGUCUGUGAUGAAGGACACAGGCUGAAGAAUUCCUCCAUCAAGACUACUUCACUCAUGUCCAGUCUGUCUGUCCAGAGGAGAGUGGUGCUCACAGGUACUCCCAUACAGAAUGACCUGCAGGAGUUCUUCUCCUUGGUGGACUUCUGCAACCCUGGAAUUCUAGGCACCAGUUCAGCCUUCCACAAUAUCUAUGAGGUUCCAAUCCUGGCAUCUCGUCAGCCAGGUGCUUUGCCAGAGGAGUUGGAGCUGGGCCGAACACGCUCAGAUGAAUUAUCUCAGCUCACCAAACAGUUUAUCCUCAGGAGGACUCAAGAGGUCAAUGAUCAAUAUCUACCACCCAAAGUUGAAUAUGUUGUAUUUUGCCGUCCUAGUGAAGUACAGUUGCAAUUAUAUAGACAGAUCCUUAAAUCUCAAGCUGUGCGCAGAUGCCUUCAGGAUGUAAGCAAUACAGCCUCUCAUCUUGUGGGCAUAGGGGCAUUGAAGAAGCUAUGUAACCAUCCAUGUUUGAUAUAUGAGGCAGCAAGAGAGACAGAAGAGAGCAGUGAACGUAUGGACAUGUCUUCCUCACCAUUUAUUGGGCUACUGCAGCAUUUCCCAGACAGUUACAGCGUGCAAGAACCAAGCUCUGAUGAAGUUGGCAAACUUACUGUGCUGCUCACACUACUGUCUUCAAUUGUACAGUCUCAGGAAAAAGUUGUUGUCGUCUCUAAUUACACAAAGACAUUAGAUAUCCUUGAAACUAUCGUGAAAGGUCACGGUUACAAAUUCCUUCGUUUGGAUGGACAGACACCCACAGACAAAAGACAGGAGAUUGUCAAUUUGUUCAAUUCUAAAUACUCCCAACAUACUGUCUUUCUGUUGAGUUCUAAGGCUGGUGGGAUAGGAUUGAACCUUAUUGGUGCCUCUAGGAUUGUGUUGUAUGACAUAGACUGGAACCCUGCCACAGACCUACAGGCUAUGGCAAGAGUGUGGAGAGAUGGACAGAAAAGAACAGUGCAUAUAUACAGACUAAUCACUACUGGAACAAUCGAAGAAAAAAUCUACCAGCGACAAAUUAUCAAACAAGGUUUGAGUGGGGCAGUGGUGGACAGUAAGAUAGAUGGCAGUAUAGGUUUCUCCCAAGAUGAGCUGAGAGAUAUAUUCACUUUGCAUGAGGAUAGUGCCUGUGUGACACAUGACAUGCUGCAGUGUGAGUGUUCUGGAAGGAAGGUGGUAUCCCUUGUUGAACCAAGUAGUAGUUGUAGUAGCAGCAACAGGCAGUGUCAGCUCGGGAUUAAUAAGGCUAGUGUCAAGAAGCACUUUGGAAUGGAAAACCUGCUUGAUUGGGAACACAAAAUAGUACCAGAAAAGGGGGAUCCCUUGUGUGCAGCAAGCGAUUGGAUUACUAUGAUAUUUAAAAAUGAAAGAGCUUCAAGUCAACUAAAUAAAGAAGUAUUGUCAAAAAUGCAUUUAGAAUGCUGAAGCUACAAAGACACUAAAAUGAAGCGGUGCUAAAGAGAUUAAAUUUUGUGAAGAAUCAAAAGCUGGACCAUAGAUAGUUAAAGUAGCUGAUAAUGGAUCAUCAACAGGUCUUUGCACAAUUUUUUUCAAGAUGACUAUACUCUCUUGAUAAUGGACAUUACAUUAUGUAACCAUAAUAAAUUGUAUUACAAACACUGGAUUUAUUGUUAGAACUUACUGUCAACCUGGUAUACCUUAAAACCCAAAUUGUCAGUCAGGAUGUAAGAUGCCUUUGUAGUGGAGGUGGAUCAUUGUGAUAACUGUGAAUACCCCUUGAUCUUUUUAGUAAUGUGGCUCCCAGGUUAAGAUCAGUCAAUGUAAGUAACAAUAUUU